Molecule: messenger RNA, 1596 nt
Organism: Cylindrotheca closterium
Lineage: Eukaryota; Bacillariophyta; Bacillariophyceae; Bacillariales; Bacillariaceae
Source: the annotation of a GenBank genome assembly
AUGGGACGAAAGAAAUCAAAAGCCAAGAAUGGUGGUCGAAACCACAAAAACAAUCGAAACAACAAUUCCAAUCAUCGAUCAUCAUCAGCUUCCGAACAGCAACCUGUCAGUAGAAAUAAUGACAAGAAGAAUCAGCCUCGCCAACCCAACAACUAUCUCAAUUUCUUGAAUAGACAGUUGGCGUUUCGACUGUUGUUUUUCUACCUGGACGAAACGGACAGGUUGCAGCUGGGGAAAGCGUAUCCGCGCUUUCAAAAUGCCAAGCUUCCCACGGUCAAACCAUCACAAGUGUCAGAAGAUGGUGGUGACCAAUCAACACCAAAAACAAAAACAAAAACAACAACGGCAAAUGGAGACCAAGAACUGACAAAGAUCAAAACAAUAACCAUUCCACAAGAUCCGCAUACCCUGCUAGCGCGACUAAAUACAAGACGGUUGGCAAAACGAAUACGAUACCUUGGUCAACAACAAUGCACUGCUUGUGAUGAUGACGCAAAGGUGUAUAACCAGCAUGUCUAUGCCAAGAACAAGACGACUGAACAGAUUGCUAUUGCGGAAUGGCAAGGUCUCAUGGUCGACUACAAGAAGAAACUGGCACAGGAACAAAAAGAAGAGGCAGAGGAGGAUGCCGAAGACAACAAUAACAAGGGUACCAACGUUGCCGUUUCAUUUCCAUCCCAGCUGGAACUGCUGCUCUUUUCUCCCUGUCCCCGAGCCGUGGCAGUGCUGGCGUCUUAUCCUCGUAGCGGGAAUAGCUUGUUGCGAACGUUGUACGAACGAACGACUUUGCGAGUGACUGGCAGUGACAUGAGAGGUGGCUUGACCAAACAUGAUUUGGUGGGAGAAGCCGCAACAGAAAGCAAUGCUGUCCAGUUUGUCAAGACGCAUUAUCCAGAACGCCGUGGAUCGCCACCCUUUUUGGUGAAUCGUGCAGUCCUCCUUGUGCGGAAUCCAUACGAUGCCAUGGAAUCUUACUUCAAUCUGAUGAUGACUAAUACUCAUACUACUAGUCUGACGGAGGAGCAACGGAAACGUAAUGCUGCAGUCUUUGCAGAAAUGGCAAGGAAGGAAAUUCAGGUCUGGAGGGACUUCCACGAGUACUGGUUAGCACAGCAGAUUCCACUGCUAGUCAUUCGAUACGAAGACUUGAUUCGUCAUACGGAUAAGGUGAUUGCAAAAGUGAUUCGUUUUACACUAGAAGUCCAAAAUAUGGGGUUCUUUGAAGACCGCAUCAGCCGGUGCAUCCGAGAGGAGCAGAUUGAAAAUUUGGGAUCCUAUCGACCGAGAUCAGGAGGUAUUGGAAAGUCUCUCAGUACUGGCAUGUACUCAACGGAGCUGUUGAACGAAUUGAAUCGAGGCAUUACCGAUACAAUGAUCAAGUUUGGGUAUGAAGAAAUGAUGAAACCAAAUCCUGAAGAGUACGUAGAUUGGAAGUUGGAACCAUUGGACCAAUUUGGUGUGGAGAUUGAUGGAAAGCCGAAUUCUUUCAUGUCAAUCAAUGGCAAAGGGCUCGUCCGUGGACCAAAGCGAUUUACGAAUUGGAAAGACGUCAGAAGGCAAAUGGCACAAGAUAACGAUGAGAAGAAGAGCUGUUGA